AUGGGUGACCUAUACCCACGUGGGUAUGAGUAUGAGGGUAAAUCCAUACCAACCAAUCCUGAGGUCCUGAGCGGCGUGCGGCGCUUCUCCAAAUCUCCCAUCCUAUCGACGCACGUUCCUGCGUUCGAAACCCUAUUUCCGUCCGAGGCGGCGGCGGCGGCGGACCGGCAGCUCCCCGCUCGGCUUGUAUUGGGCGGUUGUCGCGCUGCAGCAGCCAGGGGCAUCGUCGCGCUCGCACCAACCGAAGACGGCGUCAGCCUCCACGCGGCACCGACGACCGACCCACCGUCCCAAGUCCAACGAGGAGGCCGGAGCGCUGAGCAGCCGUCUGCAUCCUCCUCCCGAAGUUCUUCUGCGGCGAACAAGGCCGACAAGGGCGGCAGCAACAAGGGCGCGCCUGGCAGCAAGGGGUGGCAGGAGAUCGGCGUCAUCGAGGAGGAAGGGCUCAUGGACGAGGAGGACCACACGCGGAUCGUGCCCUGCAAGUGCUACUGCUUCCUCGCCUUCCUGCUCGGCUUCGUCGCGCUCUUCUCCUUCUUCGCGCUCGUGCUCUGGGGCGCCAGCAGGUCCCAGAAGCCGCGCAUCGUCAUGGGCACCAUCCGCUUCGACAACUUCAUCAUCCAGGCCGGCACCGACGCGUCGCUCGUGCCCACCGACAUGGCCACCACCAACUCCACCGUCAGAUUCACCUACCGCAACAGGGGCACCUUCUUCGGGAUCCACGUCACCGCCGACCCGUUCCAGCUCUCCUACAGCCAGCUCACGCUCGCGUCAGGAGACCUCCACAACUUCUACCAGCCUCGCAGCAGCAGCCGCACCGUCAGCGUCGCCGUGGUCGGCAACAAGGUGCCGCUGUACGGCGGCGGGCCCACGCUGACGGCGGCGCCGGCGGCCGGGGGCAAGGGGCAGCAGCAGGCCAGCGCCAAGGUGGCGUCGGUGCCCAUGGUGCUGAGGACCACGCUGCACUCGCGGGCCUACGUGCUGGGCGCGCUGGUCAAGCCCAAGUUCACGCUCGCCGUCGAGUGCAGGGUGCUCAUGAACCCAAACAAGCAGAACAAGCCCAUCUCGCUCCGGAACGCCUGCCACUACUCAUGAUAUAUUUAGCCUCUCAUACUAGCUGCUCAACAUCACCAUGCCCAUGCAUCCAUCUCCUACCUACCUCUCAAUUGUACUGUAAUGGAGUAUUUAUUGAUUUAUUUAUGCUUUGCUUCGUCUUCUCUUCUC
This is a messenger RNA of Zea mays, 1224 nucleotides long. RefSeq lists its product as uncharacterized. The transcript has 5 exons. Lineage: Eukaryota; Viridiplantae; Streptophyta; Magnoliopsida; Poales; Poaceae. The coding region runs from base 1 to 1095 and encodes 364 amino acids. The record is from RefSeq and is a predicted model, not a curated record.